Molecule: messenger RNA, 2206 nt
Organism: Jaculus jaculus (lesser Egyptian jerboa)
Lineage: Eukaryota; Metazoa; Chordata; Mammalia; Rodentia; Dipodidae
Gene: Mxra8
Product: matrix remodeling associated 8
Exons: 10
Coding region: 300-1457 (385 amino acids)
Biological process (GO): cell adhesion; establishment of glial blood-brain barrier
Cellular component (GO): membrane; cell surface
Source: RefSeq, a predicted model, not a curated record
UGUUUUUCUGGAGAGUUGAGAGCUGAGUGAGACAAAGCACUGCGUUGGGCUGGGCAGGCGCCAUGGAACUGCUGUCCCGCUUCUUGCUGUGGAAACUGGUGCUUCUGCAAAGCUCUGCUGUCCUCACAUCCUCAGCCCCACUCAUACGAGCCCCUUUGGGUUCCCUCCACCACUACUGACUCCCUCUUCCCCCACCAGGGCCCUCGGGGCCCGGGACAGCCAGCAGCUCGGUAGUGACUGAGUCCGCAGUGAGCUGGGCAGUGGGCGCCCAGGCGGUGCUACGCUGCCAGAGCCCACGCAUGGUGUGGAUCCAAGACCGGCUGCACGACCGCCAGCGUGUGGUCCACUGGGACCUCAGCAGUGGCCCGGAGAGCCAAGGGCGCCGACUCGUGGACAUGUACUCGGCGGGCGAGCAGCGCGUGUACGAGCCCCGCGACGACGGCCGCCUCCUGCUGUCGCCUUCCGCCUUCCACGACGGCAACUUCUCGCUGUUCAUCCGCGCUGCCGAGGAGAGCGACGAAGGGGUGUACACCUGCAACCUGCACCAUCACUAUUGCCACCUCUACGAGAGCCUGGCCGUGCGCCUCCAGGUCACCGACGACCCUGCGGCAGCGCGCGCGUACUGGGACGGCGAGAAGGAAGUGCUGGUGGUGGCGCGAGGCGCGCCCGCCCUGCUGACGUGCGUGAAUCGCGCACACGUGUGGACCGACCGGUAUCUGGAGGAGGCGCAGCAGGUGGUCCACUGGGACCGGCAGCCACCCGGGGUGCCUCAUGACCGCGCCGACCGCCUGCUAGAUCUGUACGCUUCGGGGGAACGCCGCGCCUACGGGCCGCCCUUCCUGCGAGACCGCGUGACGGUGGACGCGGACGCCUUUGCGCGCGGCGACUUCUCCCUGCGCAUCGACGCGCUGGAGCCCUCCGACGAGGGCACCUAUUCCUGCCACCUGCACCAUCACUACUGCGGUCUGCACGAGCGCCGGGUCUUCCAUCUGAGGGUCACGGAACCUGUGGUUGAGCCGCCGGUUCGGUCCUCGCCGGGUAAUGGAUCCGGUCAUAGCAGCGCCCCCGGCCCAGAUCCCACGCUGGCGCGAGGACGCAGCGUGAUCAACGUCAUUGUCCCAGAGAGCCAUGCACACUUCUUCCAGCAGUUGGGAUAUGUGUUGGCCACACUGUUGCUCUUCAUCUUGCUACUCAUCACUGUGAUCCUGGCCACACGCCACCGCCACCGCGACGGGUGCAAGUCCUCUAACAAGAAGGAAGGGAAGUCGAAGGGGAAAGAUGUGAAUAUGGUGGAGUUUGCUGUGGCCGCAGGGGAUCAGGCUCUUUUCAGGACUGAGGACAUCCAGCUAGAUUACAAAAACAACAUCCUGAAGGAGAGGGCUGAGCUGGCCCACAGCCCCCUGCCUGCCAAGAAUGUGGAUCUGGACAAAGAGUUCAGGAAGGAAUACUGCAAAUAAAAGGACCUUGAGCUCCUGGCUGGGCCAGCAGCUCUGACUCAGAGGACGUCCCCCUGACCCUAGCACAGCUCUUGGCUUCUUCCCAGCGGCUGGACCCGCUUUCCUGGAAACUUGGCCUGGAUUGAGUAGAGCAGCGGCCUACACUCUGCUCUUCCAGAAACCAUUCUUAUCCUGGUGAGCUUGUAUAGUCUCCAGGGGACUCUGGCAUAUUGUGAUUUCUGCCCUCCAGCUACUCAUGCCCAAUGGUGGCUCUUCCCCACUUUGCUGAUGUCCACAAGCCCUCAGGCCCUCCUGGUCUUUGCCUGCUAGGGGCAGGAAGACACUUGUGAGUUCCAGUCAGGUCUCAACCUCCAGGCCAACACCCCAUACCUCCAGGGGAGCCCCUAUGGCUUUUCUGACCUCCACUGUACAUUUCUCAGAGCCCUGCUGCCAUCUGCUCUGACUCAUGGGCCCUUGAUGCUUUGGGCCACCUGGGGCUUCCCCAUUGCCCCUUCUCUGCUUGACCUUUCUGCAGCAUGUCUUUCAAGAGUUUUCUCAAGUAACUGGGUACCAUGUGACUUUUGGCUCUGACAGUCUUUUCUGGGCUGGAGUUUUGGACUGGGGCCAUGUUUAGCCUGUUUUGGCUGAAGAUGGGGUGGGGAGUGUUGUGAAGAGGGUUCUGGGUGGCCUGUGCUGCCAUAUCAGAUACUUUUUGUUUACUCAUGCUGGGGCAAUUUUCAUGUCAUAAUAAAGCUCACACCUGAUUUUUA